UCCAAAACGCCUCCAAAUGUGGUUGCAGAGACGAGGGCUGUGCACGAAGCGGGAAUGGAGAGUCAAACAGGUGACCAAAUCCAACUUCUCCCAAACCCUAGAAUCUCUCAAACCCCAAAUCUCCCAAUCCGACUUCGUGGCCGUCUCUCUCCAGAAAACGGGCUCCUUCUCCGCCCCGUGGCACCGCGUUUUGCCCUUCGACACCCCCCAAACCGCCUACUCCAAGGCCAGGUUCGCCGCCGACAAAUUCCAGGUCUUUCAAUUCGCCGUCUGCCCGUUCUCCGUUAGGGCUUCCAAGGUCGUCGCCCACCCAUAUAACUUUCAUUUGUUCCCUAGGGAUGAGUUAAAAAUAGGGAUGCCAUCUUACAGUUUUUCAUGUCAAACAUCGUAUUUGGCGUCCAUGGCUCGGGAAGGUUUUGAUUUUAAUGUCUGCAUAUAUGAUGGCAUAUCAUACUUAUCCAGAGCGCAAGAGUCUGUGGCAAAUGCUCGAAUUGGGAAUCCAAUACCCAGUAACAAUGUGAAGACAUCGUCUUCUACCCCUUCAGUUGCUGACGCUGUUUUUAUAGAAAGGAUUAAAUCACGGGUUAAACAUUGGAAAAGUGCAUGUAGAGACUCGAGCACAAGAGCAGAUGAGGCUCUAGUGAAGUCCCUGAGAAAACUUAUUUUGGGGAGCGAAGAGUACAGAUCAAGACCAUGCGUCAAUUUGGAUGUUUGUAGUGAACAUCAAGUGCAGCUUGUCCUAGAGGUGCUGGGGGAGUUCUUUGAUGACCUUGUCCCGUUACUAAUCCCAGCAAAGGGUGGGGGAACCCAGGCAGUUCGAGUUAUCUUGACAAGUUCAGAAGAAGACAAGGAUCUUCUGAAGAGGGAACUUCAAGAUCUUGAAGAGGAACAAAACAAGAGAGUUUGUGGCUUUCGAGAGGUGAUCGAUUUGAUUUCUGCUUCCCAGAAACCCGUUGUCUCUCACAACUCCCUUAAUGAGUUUGCAUUUAUUCAUUCAAAAUUCCUUUCUCCUCUUCCUCCUAACAUGGAUGAGUUCAUGUGCUCCUUGCGCAUGGUUUUUCCCCAUGUACUUGAUGUCAACCAUUUGAUGAAGGAGAUUGGCCCUCUGAAAAAGGUCACCAAUUUAUCAGCAGCUGCUUCAUGCUUGAAGAGACGGUUCUUUGUGCCCAUUGAUAUGGAAAUUCCUCACCAAGCUUCAAAUGAAGACAAGAUCCAUGGGCAUAAUGUUUUGAAAAUAAGUCAUUUGCUUGCAAACCUCUGCUCCAUACUUAAAAUCACUCCUGAAAUGAUCCAAUCUGAUGGCGGCCAUCUGGCUUCAGCCCUGGAAGGCUAUGCAAACAUCUUCCAUCCACAUUCUACCAACACUGAAGACCCAAUUGAUGGGGAUAUCAAAGUUUGGACAGAUGACACAAGAAAAGUGAGCAGUGAGGAUUUGGUUUUCAUCUGGGGAUUCAGGGGUAGGAUGUCUGCUGGAGGCCUUAAGAGGCUGCUCCAGGGUUCUCACUCUGUUUUCUCUGAAGAAUUCGAUGUUCGAAUGGUGGAUGGUAGCUGUGCAAUUGUAGUUUUCUGGCAGUCUGGUUUGUCUCAAACUUUUCUAGAAGCCAUCAGUUCCAAUGGGAUUUCCGGACUUUUAAGGGAGAUGGUCUCAGAAGGCCUAAGAGCAGCAGGUUAUGAGACUUACAAAAAAACCUGCAGUCUGGGUUUCUGGGAGGCAGAUUUAGCAGAUUCCUUGGACAAGGCCUUGGCAGAACCUGAUCACAACUCAGAAGCUGAUUCUGAAACAAAGCCAACAGGCCCCUCACAAAUUUACUGGAGUAGAGACUCUAUCAUAAACUUGGAUGAACUUUGAGAUAUAACUUGAGGGCAAUCUGGCAGUAACCCAGAUCUGGAGAUGUGCUUGUAGUGAUAUGCUUCGAACUCUCUUAACUUUUUGGAAAGCCCAGUUCAUGAAAGGGAUUAGUUGAUGAAUGGCACUGUGCUUUGUGUGAGAUCAAGGCUAAUGUGCUAGGCAUGUCUUAUAUUUAUGUUUCAUUUGUAAUUGCAGUCCAGAGGGUGCUUUAUGCUACUGGAUCGAGAUAUUCUUGUACAAUUACUUCGUUGUCAGAAAGCUUCAAGGGCUUACAUUAAUAGAAAUGGAACUUACAUUGGAAAGA
Vitis riparia (riverbank grape) is the source of this 2153-nucleotide messenger RNA. RefSeq names its product poly(A)-specific ribonuclease PARN-like. The record is from RefSeq and is a predicted model, not a curated record. Gene Ontology annotation, molecular function: 3'-5'-RNA exonuclease activity; RNA binding. Bases 17 to 1849 code for a protein of 610 amino acids. Gene Ontology annotation, cellular component: cytoplasm. The transcript is spliced from 8 exons. NCBI's taxonomy places the organism in Eukaryota, Viridiplantae, Streptophyta, Magnoliopsida, Vitales, Vitaceae.